GUACAUCCGCAUAUUAUUAAGCUCUUACUUCGAACAAGUCCAGCCAGGUGGCACUGCAUGAAGAUGAGCAAAAGGACAGGCAAAUGAUAGAUCCUCAAUUAUCUUGCAACUCUAAAAUCUGACAAGAACUGAUGGAAGAAUCGAAAGGAGAUCCCCUUUUUUUGCUUGCAAAUAUGAUCCGAUAAUCUUCAUGGAUGCAUUUCUUGCUGAGGAUCUUGAUCCCCCUUCAACUUCUCUCUCAACAUAUCAGACAAGGCAUCGAGCAGCUCCUCAACAGGUGGAUUCAAGUGUCCAAGACAGGUUCAAGAAUCAAGACGUCAGGUGAAUUUUCCAAGUUUUCAAGAGCUGCAUACAACAAGUUUUCAAGAAGUGGAUUUUUCCAAGCUUAAAGUACAACAGGUCGUGGAACAAGAGGUGGAUUCAAGUUAAAGACACAAGCGAAAGAACACACAUCAGAUACAAGAAAAUGGGCCGAUCACGAAGUCGAAGUCCUGCAACUCGCAGUUUGGGAAGAGGUAUAACUGAGCUCUCGUCAUUCAAGUGCUUUCAAGAGGAGUACCUUAGUUUUAGUCCGCAUACGGUAGUACCUCGUACAACGAACCACUUCAUGAAAGAUCUUGUUCCUUACGACAAAUUACUACUUGUCAAACUUAUUUUGCCAGAACGGCCACUAUGAUCUUCACGACAUGAUCUACUUCAGGCCGUUCCCGUUCCCCACGCGGGCGAAGAGACUCUCGCAGAAGGUCUCCCAAAGGUGGUCGUGGCAGGAGCGAAGAGAGAAGAAGCAGAGGUAGAGACGGAGGCCUCCCAAAGGGCGCGAUUGACCGCAGAGGCAGAGGAGGCGAUGGAUGCUCGGUCCUGGUCAGGAAUUUGGGACCGGGAACUACCAAGGUAUGUACUUUAUGAAGAACAAGUGUAUGUUGAUUAACAAGCAAGCUGAAAUAAGUUUUUUCAUUCCUUCGUUCACCACAAAUAAAAUUGAUGACAUCAAGAUUAUACUUGCAACAAUAAUAUCAUCACCAAAUGAUCCAAAGAAUCCCAAAAAUCUGAAACCCAAAACAGGAGGAGCUCACUCGCAUAUUUGAAGAGAUCGCAGAAGUCAAAGAUGUCCAUAUCCCGCGUGAUUAUCAUACGCAACAAUCAAAAUCGUUCGGAUUUGUUGAAUUUUUUGAAAGCAGACAUGCGGAAAAAGCUUUGAGGGAAUUGGAUGGGGAAAAGGUAUAAUUUCUAAUUGUAACAAUGCGGAAGCAUGAUCGUCCUAUUUACUUAAAUGUCCUCGUAGCUGGUGGAUGUUGUACUACUAGUUGUGGAAACCACAAGCAACAAACUACUUCGUCCAAUGUACUUCUAUGACUUAAAUCAUCUUAACACGAGGAUGUUGAAUUUUUUCUUUUUGGUAUAAUAACUAUAACAAUGAACAUACUUACAAGAACAUAACAUAUUAAACAGAUCAACGGUUCCGCAGUCGCUGUUAUUCUUGCGAAACACGGUAGACGAUCACCAGGUGCUAUGCGCGGACGCGAAGAUAGAGGACGUGGUCGCGACUCACGACGACGAGGACGAUACUGAGCCAACAAAUAUUCGACGAGAGUUGCCUUUUAGGGGAAAUCUACUUAAGGCUCAGCUUUCAAUGGUCAUUGGGGUUGGUCACUGAGAUCCCUCUUGAGGAAAGAUGGGGGGAAAAUGAAGGAAAAGCAAAGGGAGAGGCAUGGGGCCCAUUUCUUUCAGAGUCAGUGACCAUUGAGUGCAGAGCUUUAAUCUACUUUAUUGCGGCAAAUAAUUAAGAUUACAUUGAAGAUUUUUCUAUCUCUCCUAGUUAAAGGACGGCUCUACGACCACUAUUAUAUUAGGCAGAGCAAGCGGAAGCGGCCAUCAUUAAGUCGUCUGUGGCAACAAGGAGAACAGAGCACAAAAACGACGACAGGCGGCCUAGCAUCACCUGUUAUUUCUAAGGCAAGAAUGCGAACGGAAGAAUGGAAACCUUCACAUGGAAACAAGAGUUGGAAUUUCUUCUAUUUUCAACGUGUUGAACAUCAUUGAUGGUACUAGUCACCAUGAUGAUCAAUGUUGUGCACUUUAAUAACAUCUUCUGAUUUAUUUCAAAAGACCACUACGCGCAAAAAUAUAUCUGAUGAAACAAUUCUCCAGCACUAUUCAAGAUGAACCUCGAAGAUGACUAUGACGAUUAAAAUCAUAAUUCUAGCACAAACAUUUAAGAAACGGUGAGGUCAUCGGCGUCUCUU
Molecule: messenger RNA, 2243 nt
Organism: Amoebophrya sp. A25
Lineage: Eukaryota; Dinophyceae; Syndiniales; Amoebophryaceae
Source: the annotation of a GenBank genome assembly